This is a messenger RNA of Lindgomyces ingoldianus, 2730 nucleotides long. RefSeq lists its product as uncharacterized. The transcript is spliced from 7 exons. Gene Ontology annotation, molecular function: DNA-binding transcription factor activity, RNA polymerase II-specific; DNA binding; zinc ion binding. Gene Ontology annotation, biological process: regulation of DNA-templated transcription; DNA-templated transcription. The coding region runs from base 1 to 2730 and encodes 909 amino acids. Lineage: Eukaryota; Fungi; Ascomycota; Dothideomycetes; Pleosporales; Lindgomycetaceae. The record is from RefSeq and is a predicted model, not a curated record.
AUGGACCACAACUCGAACGGCGGCUUCUAUGUCCCCGCGCCGCCGCUGACGAACCAACCGCCGCGCAUCUUUGGUAACCUGACGGCCAAUGGCUCGCCCAUUCCGGCCUCGCUGCCUGGCCCAAUAUUCACCGACGACUACGACGAUGGGCAUGACCAGGGCGACCCGAAGCGGCGGCGAAUUGCGCGGGCAUGCGAUAUGUGCCGCAAGAAAAAGAUCAAAUGCGAUGGCAAAAUGCCCGCAUGCACCCACUGCCAGAACUACAAGACAGAAUGCAUCUUCACACAGGUCGAGAAGAAGAGGCAGCCUCCCAAAGGGGCGAAAUACAUCGAGGGACUGGAGAACCGCCUCGCCCGAAUGGAGUCUCUGAUGAGGCUGUCGGGCGUCCUGCCUGAAGAUGACGAUGGCAGCACUGAUCUUGCCACGCUGGAGAAGAGGUUGGCGGAUAGGACGGCAUCUGCGGGAACCCCCGGCAAUCGAGCUUCGGAUGGCCAGACGCCAUCAUCGGGACUGGGAGCGCAGAGGGCUACUCCCAUGCUGCCGGGCCUGCCGAGUCCCCGUAGUGGCACGACGUCGCCAGAGCCACAGCAGACUCAGGGCGAGGAUAAAGAGGAGGAUGCAUUGGCUGAGAUGAUGUGCUCGUUGGUCACUAAUAACUGCGGAGAGACGCGAUAUAUUGGCUCUUCGUCUGGCUUCUCCAUCUUCUCUCCCAAGGGCAUACAAUGGGUCAACGACAAGACUGGAGACAACUCGUUCCAGAGCAUGAUCUCCACUGCCGCUAUAGAGGACAACAAAUGGGUCCAAUGGAAGCCCGAUGUCUUCCAGGACAUCUUCAAACGGCGAGUUUACCGGCAACUGCCGCCCAAACCUGAGGCUUUGUCACUGCUGAAGGAUUUUUUCGAGAAUUUCAAUUGCAUGUUUCCCCUCUUCCAUGAGCCAACCUUCAUGCACCUGGUAGAAAAACACUACUCCAAGGAUCCGUAUGAAGGCUCAGGUUGGUGGGCUAGUUUGAACGUUGCACUUGCCCUCGGACAUCGUCUGCGUGUCAUGAGCAAUCUCGUGCCUCAGGAGGAGGAUGAGAAGGCCUGGCAGUAUCUAAAGAACGCUAUGGCUGUUCAAGUGGAACUCACCAUGCGAAACACCGACCUACUCAGUGUGCAAGCCCUUCUCGGCAUUGCCCUCUUCCUGCUCGGAACGCCGAACCCCCAGCCAACUUACUUCUUUGUCGCAGCCGCAAUUCGCCUUUCCCACAGCAUCGGCUUGCACAAGCGAGGCGCUGCUUUCAAUUUGAAUAGCUCCGAGAUCGAGCAGAGGAAGCGUGUCUUCUGGAUCGCGUACAUGCUUGACAGAGAUAUUUGCCUUCGCUCUGGCCGUCCCCCUGUCCAAGACGAUGAUGACAUAAACGUCGAGCUUCCAAGCGAGGACCCUCCCGACAAUAUUGGCAACAUUCCACUCUCAGACGGGAAGGGGAAAUUGAAUCUCUUCCGACUCAUGUGCACUUUCGCCCUCAUCGAGAGCAAGGUGUACAAGCGACUUUACUCUGUGAAAGCGUCCAAACAAUCGGACGGCGAACUCCUUAACACCAUUGGCGAGCUCGACAAAGAAUUGGAGAACUGGAAGGACAGCAUUCCUUUGGACUUCCGCCCCGAGCAUGAAAUCAAGGCUUCACAUACCCCCCUUAUACUCCAUGUCGUUGUCCUGCAUUUCGGAUACUACAACUGCUUGACCACUAUUCACCGAAUGAGCGUUCAUCAUGGGUACUGGACGAGCCGACUUUCAAAUUUCGCUAUUCAAGGUCUGAAUGCUCGACCUCUGAACCCGAGGGUGUUCAUGUCCGCCCAGCUGUGUGUCCAAGCCGCCCGCGCUUCCAUCCAUCUGCUGAAGUACAUCCCGAAGGGUGACUCGGCUUGCGUGUGGAUGGUCAUAUACUUCCCAGUCACAGCGCUCGUCACACUUUUCGCCAAUAUCCUGCAGAACCCACAGGACACACGGUCACGAUCGGAUCUCAAGCUGAUGAAUUUGGUCGUCAACUUUUUAAGCAUGCUGAGCAACGAUCAAGCGAACAGUAGCGUGAAGCGUAUGUUGAGCGUAUGUGCAGAGUUCGAGCGUAUCGCAAAGAUUGUCCUUGACAAGGCAGACCGAGAGAAUGCGUCGAGGCGGAAGAGGAAACAAGAUAGCGACCAGGACGCAGAGAUCGAAGCAACAGCGAAUGAAAUUCUGACUCCAGCAUACCGAGCAGCACAGUCACCUCCACAAGCAACACAACCGGAAACGCAGCCAAUAAACCCGGCUGAUCCAUUUUCAACAGACGGCUUCAGCAACUUCAAUGAGCCUUUCCCCUUUUCACCGAACUUUACACACGCAUCCCUAACCAACAAUAAUCCCAUAUCCCAAUUCGGCUCGCCCUCUAUGGCUGCCCAAAUGCUCCAAAACCCAGGAAUUCACAUGCCCACCACGGGCGGCGGCGAUACACCUAUGAAUGGGAUGGGCCACGGCAUGAAUCCACUUGCGAUGGGCAGCUUCGAACAGACCAUGAACAGUGUCCCACAAGAUCUGUGGAAGAUGCCAAUGACUCUCGAGUGGGAUUGGGUGGACAUGACAGGCUUCUCUGGAUAUGAAGAUGGCAUCAGUAUGAAUGGCGUAUUGCCUGACUUCUCACAGGGUGCACAAGGAACUAGUGGUAUGAACAUGAACGGAAUGAAUGGGCACGGUAUGAAUGGACAUCGAUAG